CGCGAAGAUGCUCUCUGGGCGGGAUUUAACACGAACCACAGACCGAAGACAUAACGGAUAUUUCCGAUGUGUCCACUGUGCUGGACGGUUAGACAUUUCUUACUCCGAGCAACACAUCGUGUUGUUGUGCGUAUCACUUCCGCAUUCUCGGUAUCCUCAAGAAAGGUUAUCUCGUCCAAAACAUUUAAGGACUCAAGAGUUUCCUCUGAGAUGGCUGUGGUAAAAAGUGGCUGGCUCCAUAGACAAAGCACUAUCCUACGGCGGUGGAAAAGAAACUGGUUUGACCUGUGGGCCGACGGACGCCUGGUGUUCUACAAUGACCAACAGCGGCGUGACAUGGAGGAUGACAUCCACAUGAGAGUCCACUGCAUUAACAUCCGCGGCUCUGCUGCUUGUCAGGAGCUGAACCCACCGGAUGGGAAAGCGCGUGACGCAUUGUUCCAGAUCGUGUGCAGAGACGGGCGGGUCAUCAGCUUGUGUGCAGACAGUGCAGAUGAUGCCUUAGCAUGGACCAUGGCACUGCAGGACGCCAGAAUAAACACGGUGGUAGCUGCUCCUCAGAUUGGCUUUGCGCAGGAAGUCGUGGCAUCUGCUCCUCCUCCUUACUCAGAGUACGCCCAGCCGCAGGUUUAUGCUCCAGGCCCAUAUGGAGACUACACCGCUCCGCCUGCUCAUCCCACACAGAUUAUAUACUGUGGCGAAGGGCGACCCUACGCUGUUGCUUAUCCAUAUCAGUAUCAAGGUGGAUAUGUUGCCCCCGAAGUGAACCACGUGAUUAUCCAGGAGCGGCCGCGCGGCGAUGCGGGGGACGUGGCUCUGGGCAUGCUCGCCGGAGCAGCCACCGGUCUGGCAAUCAGCUCGCUCUUCUCCGUCUUCUAACUGGUCCCGCUUCGCUUAGCGUUUAUUUACAGCUUUGAGUGUGCGCUCUUGUCAGUGCGGUCACAAGAUUUCAAACGAAGUGUGUCCUCUGUUGGACUACAUCAAUGAGACAUGACUGUGACAGAGAGGAUGACCUAGUAAAUACUUUUUAGCACUUUCCAAUACUCCCAGGCAGUGUUUUUGCUCCUUUUGUGACGUGUGCGCUGAAUUAUCUUUAACCAAAACCAUAACGAUUAAUCUCUCCGAACUGUUAUUUAUUAGAUCAUUUAUCACGUACACGUUGCUUUCCUUAAGUUUGCUUCAGAUUCACACACAGUGGGCCUUUCAUAUUUGCAAAAUGAAUGAACCUUUUUUUUUUCGUACUGUAACCUUUGUUUACUUUCCAUUUGCUUUAGUCACAGAUCUGCAGUGUGCCCCUGGCCUUGUGUGUGUUUGAGUCUGACUGGGAUUUAGGUGCUGGAUGCACUAAAUCAAUACAUACUUUUCCUGUAGCAUCUUUACAGUCAUUUGGGGAAAUGUUGGUUUGCACUGUUUUGUUUGUUGAAAAAGGACACCAAGUACGAAGGCGCAUUAUCCUGAAGUUUAAAGGGACACUAAAUUUCUGCAGUCCUCUAUUUCAAUUUAUUGUUUGGUCUUUUUAAUUUUCUUUUUUUUUUUUUUUGUCAACUCAUUGGCAGCUGCUGAACCUUACCUCCUGUUUUGAUUUGUUCAUAUUGAUGUAUUUAUGUGUGGUGCACAAGCAUUCAGUUAAAGUUUAUUUCUGUUUAAAAACCCUAAAGGUAUGUGAUUUCAUCUCCACAAACGGCCUCUACCAUAACUUUUUAUUGAGCCUAAGAAAUGCUAAAGAGAACUCAUUUUCUCUAAUAGCAUAACAAUAAAGUUACUUUGUUUAGCAAUUCUUAAGCAUGUUUAAAGGUGUGACUUAAUCGGACUCAGAUGUACUGAUUAAAUCAAGAUGUUAUUUUAACAAAUAAAUAUAUUCACAUUA
This is a messenger RNA of Gambusia affinis (western mosquitofish), 1867 nucleotides long. It is a transcript of the gene plekhb2, whose product is annotated as pleckstrin homology domain containing, family B (evectins) member 2. NCBI's taxonomy places the organism in Eukaryota, Metazoa, Chordata, Actinopteri, Cyprinodontiformes, Poeciliidae. The coding region runs from base 67 to 879 and encodes 270 amino acids. The transcript has 8 exons. Gene Ontology annotation, cellular component: membrane. Gene Ontology annotation, biological process: regulation of cell differentiation. The record is from RefSeq and is a predicted model, not a curated record.